Molecule: messenger RNA, 1972 nt
Organism: Biomphalaria glabrata
Lineage: Eukaryota; Metazoa; Mollusca; Gastropoda; Planorbidae
Product: uridylate-specific endoribonuclease-like
Exons: 8
Coding region: 99-1502 (467 amino acids)
Molecular function (GO): RNA endonuclease activity
Source: RefSeq, a predicted model, not a curated record
UCCAUUUUUAUCAGCUUUAACUGGACCUUUUUUUUUUUUUUAUUAUUCCUAAUCUUACUUCAGGUUUAUUUUCUUUGGCGGGAAAGGCAUAAAACAAGAUGGAUGUCAAGUUAUUGUUACUUCUGCUGCAAGCCAUAUACUCCUUGUCACAGGCGUUUCUCAUAGAGGGAGGUUCAUGCCAGGGGCGUUGCAACAGCGCCGUGGACUCCACCAAAGUGUGCCAGUGUAACACGGCUUGUCUCCGAUACAAUGACUGUUGUUCUGACUACCACUCGCUUUGUGUCGAAGAUACUUGUCAUAACCGCUGUAAUGCUGCCCAUGAUGCAUCUAAAAUAUGUCAGUGUAACAGUGCUUGCCUUCGUUUUAACGAUUGCUGCUCCGACUAUACUGCACUCUGUGCCGGAGGAACAACAGUAGCACCAAGUUCUGCAACUUGUCAAUCUCUCACAGCUGUUUCCAAUGAGCUUUGGGCCAAUGAUGUCAACAGACUGUCAGGUGCUGACAUUACUGUCAACUACCAGACUCAGGUUGCAGAUGGUACAACUAGUGACAGAUCCAGUGGAAAGUUUUUCACUCAUGUGAAUGAGGCCAAGCUGGGCACUGGCACAUACAAACUUCUCAGUGAUCUGUUCAACAACUAUGACCCUACAAAAGGCAACAGGGAAACCGCCACCACUCAAGAGCUUAAUGAAGACAAUGCCUUCUUGGAUGCCAUCUUGGCUACCAGAGUCAUGGCCAGUCUCCUUAAGUUUCUCCAAUGCAAAGGCAUCGUGCAUAGCCAAAGUGAACUGAAGACAACUCUUAAGAAACUAUGGUUCGACUUUUAUUCCCGCAGUGGAACUGGCACUACCCCAGAUACCUCAGGGUUUGAGCACAUGAUGGUCGGAGAGUAUAAAGAUGGUAACACGGUCAAUGGAUUCCACAACUGGGUUUCUUUCUACGAGAAAGAAAAGGCUGGUACCCUGAACUACUUUGGAUAUGUGAAAAAAGCUAAUCCAGAAAUAGUUGGUGCUGCUUUCUCUUGGGCCAACCGUGUCAAAACCAUGGGCAGCUUCUUCAUUGGCGUCAGCCCGGAGUUUGAAAUCGCUGUCUACUCCCUUUGUUUCCUCACCAACCCUGGCAAGGCCUGCCAGAUCAGCUUGAAUAACAUUCCAGUAACCAUUAUGUCCUACAGUAAAGAUGGUCAUAUAGCCACAGCCUACGCAUCUGAAAGAAAAAUUCAUGGAACAGUCGCACCUUCAGGCCGUGGCCCAGAAGUAACAACAGAACAAAAUGUCCAGUCCAGCAGCCACACUGCCGACUCUCCUAUUCACAAACCAAACAGGUCAAAGAAAAGAAAAGACAGUAAGCGGAGAAAGAAAAAGGUCGGCAAUCAACUUCUAACACCCCACAAAGUUGACGAACUGGCUAAUCAUAGAAACUCAUCAUCAGGUUUUGAACCAGACGAUGCUAAAAUUAGAAACGGAAAAGUCCAAACAAAAAAUAAAAUAAAACGUGUUUAAGGUAUGAAGAGCAAUAUCACAGUCAUAGAACCUAACUACAGCCAUAGUUUCAAAUAUAGCCAGCACAGCGUCUGGUCAGAGUAGUGGCAAUGAGUCAACAUCAAGAUCUAUACAUCAACAGCAGGACUAGAAACAACACGAUUUCAUUUUGAAAUUUUAAAAUAAAAGAAUGGUUCGAACAAAUUAACGAAGACAAAAAAAAGUUUCAAGUAAAUCACUUUUAAAUAAACAAACUCCUCAGUUCUGGUUGUCUUUGUGUAUCAGAAAUGACGUAUACAGUGAUUUAGAUUUUCUGUUAUUAAAACAACAGCACAAUCUCAAGCUACUCAUAAAUCUAAAUAGCCAUUGCCUUGUAAGUGUCUGCAGUAGUUACUUUUAAUUAUUUAUUUAAGACACUUUUUGAUGUAGAAAUGAAAUUUUUGUUUAAAAAAAAAUGUCCUGACAGCAAUAAAAGUCAAGAUUUAUAUUUA